Messenger RNA from Brugia malayi, 1416 nucleotides. RefSeq lists its product as uncharacterized. Lineage: Eukaryota; Metazoa; Nematoda; Chromadorea; Rhabditida; Onchocercidae. Gene Ontology annotation, cellular component: membrane. The record is from RefSeq and is a predicted model, not a curated record. The coding region runs from base 1 to 1416 and encodes 471 amino acids. The transcript has 8 exons.
AUGCCGUCGGUGGAGUACGGCCGUUUUGGCCUACAGCCGACGGCCAUCAAUCAGAACCGUAACAAACAUUUGUUAGACGAACCGAAGAAGCGUAAACCACGUCAAGAAAUCUGUGCGCCCCUCAAAUGGCUCUGUUUCAUUGCCAAUUUCUUAGUCUUUCUUAUCGGUGUGACAUGUUUGGCACUCGGUGUAUAUUUGUGCAUCAAAGAUCCACGACCAAUAACUGAAUGGGCGGAUGUCUUCCUAAAUCCAGCCGUUAUGCUCACCAUUAUUGGGCUUGCCAUAUGCAUUGUUUCAUUAAUGGGGUCCCUUGGUGCACUAAGAGAUAAUAUUGCUUUGCUCAAAACGUUCGCACUCAGUGUUUUUUUCUGUUAUAUUAUUAUUGUAAUAUUCACCUUUUUAUUAUUUAUAUUAUUCUAUUCCGAUACAACGGAAGGCCUUUCGGCGCACAGUAUACUCAUUUAUUCAGUUAAAAACUAUCAUACCAACAGAAAUUUAGCGGAUUUUGUGGAUUAUAUUCAAGAACAGCUUGAAUGCUGUGGUGUAGCGUCAACUUCACAGGGUUAUAGGGAUUGGCAGCUCUCGGCUCAGUUUAAUUGUAAUCCAGCGAAUCCUUAUCCAGAAAAGUGUGGAGUACCAUUCAGCUGCUGCAAACGCUCUGUGGUAUCAGAGGCAGCUGCUGGCUCUUCCAAUCCUUUAUUGCCAGCGAUGCGUUCACUGCAAUGUUGGCAAAAUGCGCAAACAAAACGGCCUCAAGAAUUGGAAGCUGAUCUGCACACACGAGGAUGCUUGCAACCGUUACGGAUACUUUUUGAAAGUCAUGCCAUACAUGUUGGUGCUGUCAUCGCCAUUAUCAUUAUUCCUGUCUGUAUAUCAGUAUGUUUGUCAAAUAUUUUGGCCAAACAAAUCGAUCAUCAACGAUAUUUGCUUGAACGUGAAGCUCGUCGCUGUGAGCGGCGCCGCAGACGUAAUGAACGAAUUCGUUUUCGUGAUCCAUAUAUAACUGCUAUAGAAAGUAAUGCUAAUGAACCCAAACGCUCUACCGCUGCUCUACGACAUAGUACGGGUCAAAUUUUGGACGAUAGUGCAACUGUUAUCGACCUCGGACGGGAAUCUGUUAAACUGACAGAGCCAUUACGACCUUCUGUAGCUAUUCAAUCCGAAAAAUCAAAAUUUUCGCAGUCGCCACCACUCGUACCACCUCAUGAUGAAGUAAGAUGGCAUCGAAAACACUGUCAGCCAACAAAUAAUCCACCAUCGAAACACAUCGUGCAAACGUCGUUGGCAGUCAGUCAGCACCAAAGGAUACUGAAUGGAACAGCAACAGCAACUGCUCAAAAUAAACAGAAACAACAAAGACGUUCAGUUGUUACAGCUUCACCGCCUAAAACGGCAGGUAAAAAUCAAGCGCAGUAA